Messenger RNA from Volvox carteri f. nagariensis, 1353 nucleotides. RefSeq lists its product as uncharacterized. Gene Ontology annotation, cellular component: clathrin adaptor complex; cytoplasmic vesicle; trans-Golgi network. NCBI's taxonomy places the organism in Eukaryota, Viridiplantae, Chlorophyta, Chlorophyceae, Chlamydomonadales, Volvocaceae. The record is from RefSeq and is a predicted model, not a curated record. Gene Ontology annotation, biological process: protein targeting; Golgi to lysosome transport. The transcript is spliced from 3 exons. The coding region runs from base 1 to 1353 and encodes 450 amino acids.
AUGAUUUCUCAAUUCUAUAUCCUCUCAUCUAGGGGAGAUGUGAUAAUCCGCAAAGACUAUCUCGGUGAUGUGCCGCGUACCUCGUCCGAGACGUUCUUUCGAAAUGCGAAGUUCUGGAAAGAAGGCGAUGGAGAAGCACCUCCAGUGUUCAACGUGGACGGAGUUACCUACUUGCACAUUAAAGAGGGGGGAGUGCAGCUGGUGGCUACAACACGGACAAAUCUGUCACCAUCUUUUGUGCUUGAGUUUCUGAGGCGAAUUUGCACGAUCGUCAAGGACUAUUGUGGUUUCCUCAGCGAAGACGCCAUCCGGAAGAACGUGGUGUUGAUUUAUGAGCUCCUAGAUGAGGUCGUGGAUUACGGCUUCCCUCAGAGCACCGCCACCGAGGCGCUCAAGCAGUUUGUCGUGAACGAACCGAUAGUAGUUCCGCCGGCGUUUUACCAGGCAAAGCCUCUUUUCAGCCUCAGCAAGGGCCCCACGGGCGUCUUCAAGAGCGUUUUGGAGACCUCCAGGACAGAUGGCAAGCGGCGGGACGAGAUCUUUGUGGAUGUCGUGGAGCGCAUCACCUGCACCUUCAAUGCCAGCGGCUUCAUAGCCUCUGCCCAGGUCGACGGCGCUGUGCAAAUCAAGAGCUACCUGGCCGGCAACCCGCCGAUAAAGAUCAAGCUCAACGACGACCUCCUCAUCGGCAAGCGCGACACGCCUUAUGGCCUUGAUCGCGCGGCGGAGCGCGGCCACAUGGUCGUACUGGACGACUGCAACUUCCAUGAGGUGGCGAACCUCGAGAACUUCGAUGUGGAUCGCACGAUCUCGCUCGUACCUCCGGACGGCGAGUUCGCGUUGAUGAACUACCGCACGACGCACGGCUUUAAGCCGCCCUUCCGCCUGCACGCCACCGUCGACGCCGACCCUAACUCCGAAUAUAAGGCCCUUUUGACGCUGCGGCUGUGGUGCGAGAUCCCGGCUGAGAAGGCCUCCAGCGGCCUUGAAGUGGAGGUACCGACGCCUCGGUGGGUGCAGCGAGUGCACUGCGAUUUGGACGGAGCUGGCGGGGGCGCUGCACAGAACUGGGACUUCAACGAGAAGACUCAUCUGCUGCGCUGGCGCUUCAAGCGCUGCCCUGGCGGCAGUGAAUUUACGUUGCGGGCGAGGCUCACAUUGGAGAAGCCGUAUGUGCCAUCGCUGAGGAGUGAGGUAGGGCCCGUGAACCUGCGUUUCACCAUUCCCAUGUACAGCGCUUCCCGCAUCAUGCUAAAGUACCUGCAGAUUCUCAAAAAGGCGGAUAAGAAUUACAACCCGUACCGAUGGGUCCGGUAUGUAACGGCCUCGAAUUCGUACACUUUCCGUACGUGA